Molecule: messenger RNA, 3123 nt
Organism: Necator americanus (New World hookworm)
Lineage: Eukaryota; Metazoa; Nematoda; Chromadorea; Rhabditida; Ancylostomatidae
Exons: 11
Coding region: 1-3123 (1040 amino acids)
Source: RefSeq, a predicted model, not a curated record
AUGGCUGCUGAGACGACGUCAUUUCUCCUCGGUUGUGGAAUGGCAGUCGGAUUCAGUUGCGGCUUUGGCGGAAUGGGUAUGGGUAUGGGUAUGGGUAUGGGCGGAAUGUACGGUGGCUAUGGUGGAUUUGGAUUCCCUAUGUACGGUAUGGGUAUGGGAUAUGGUAUGGGCUAUGGCAUGGGUUAUGGAUCAUACGGUAUGGGAUAUGGAUAUGGAUACGUUCUCAUUAAAAAGGACUACAUGACUACGAACUUAAUCAAAAGCAGUGCUGGAAAAGGGGACAAAUUGUUGGUCACCGAGCCCGGUAUAAAAGCUCCAGCCGGCAACGUUCUCAGCACGUCAAUGGCGACAAUGCGUGUAACUCUAGCGCUUGGCGUAGUACUACUUGCAGUAAUAACCGAACAGAUCUCGCUUAGACGUGCGAAACGACAAUGCCCUUGUGCUGAGCUUACAAUGAACUCCUGCACCUGCGAAGCUGGCGCGACAACACAGUGCACCUGUAUGUCACCGGUCUCGCCACCGUCGUGCUCCUGUGCCGCAAUCACACAGGCAUCGCUCUGUCGACCAGCUUGUCAGCAUAGCUGCGUCUCGACUUGCUCAAAGAACUCACCGAACUCAACGUGCCAGUCAUCGUGCAGAUUGACCUGCUCCCAGUCAUGUAUGCCGCAACAAACCAUACCAAUACGUGUGGUGGUUCCAAAACCUACGUCGUCGAUCCAAUGUGCUCCUGUUUGCCAGAAGUCCUGCCGAAACUCAUGCGCUGGGCAGUCCACUCCGGCAACAUGCAUGCUUCUAUGUAAACAAUCUUGCGAACCGAGUUGUGUGCAGGCUGUUCCCUCUUCCCGAUGUGCCGCCGUUUGUAUGCCGUCGUGUGACCGAACGUGCGUUCAGCAGUAUAGUAUCACAAUUUCAAAGAUUCUCCAGGAACGGAAGAAAGUAGAGUUUAUACCCGUGCUAUCGCCUGGUUCCAGCAGACAGUGUGCUUCUCCUUGUAUGCCAGCCUGUGCUCCAAUAUGUGUGAAGGAACACCAGGUCGUUAAUCAGGCAGCACCGCCAAUUCUAUCUCAGUGCGUAACCUCAUGUAUGCCUAGUUGUACGACACAAUGCAUCCAGGAGCAGCAGGCAGUUCUCACUCAGCCGUCGGUGCCAGCUCCACAAUGCGUCACGCCCUGUAUGCCUAGUUGCACGACCCAAUGUAUUCAGGAGCAACAAAUAACGAUAACCUUACCACCACCAGCUGUCCCAGUUCCAAUCCAACCUGUACCUCAAUGUGCGACCGCAUGUAUGCCAGCCUGCGAACCUCAAUGCAUUCAGGAGCAACAAAUAAUAAUAAAUCAACCGCAAUCAUUACCUGCACCAGCUCUACCUCAAUGCAUCCAGGCCUGUACGCCAAGUUGCUCACCUCAGUGCAUCCAAGAACAGCGAGUAAUUGUUGCCGAACCGCCAACGUUUGCACCAAUUAUGAGCCCUGCUCCUUCGCAGUGCAUUCCAGCGUGCAUGCCGACUUGUACCACACAGUGCAUUCAAGAACAGCAAGUAGCGAUUAAAAUCAUAACCCAACCGUCGACUCCGCAAUGUGUCGCCAACUGCAUGCCAAAUUGCGCACCUACAUGCAUCCAAGAUCAACAAAUUAUAGCGAGUCCAGUUGCAAUUCCAGCUCCAGCAGCUCCUCAAUGCAUUUCUCCCUGUAUGCCAACAUGUGCAUCCCAAUGUAUACAAGAGCAACAGCAAGUGAUCGUAGCCCAGCCUGGAAUAGCUAUUCCUCAAUGUUUAACCGCAUGCAUGCCCACCUGUGCUCCAUCAUGUAUUCGACAGCAUCUGGUUCCAGCCCCGUCGCCGAAAACAACAGCGACAUGUAUCCCGUCCUGUCAACCAGCUUGUGAUUUGAACUGCGUAGGAACGCUCAACCUGAACAUCACCCUGUACCAGUCUACACCUAUGCAAGGCGAGCAAAUUCCUCCAAGUUUGCCUAUCGUCCCAGGAUUGUCCCAACCAUCGCCCGGAUGUUUGCCACAAUGUCAACCCACGUGCGAGGAACAAUGCAUGCAGAUUCAAACUCCUGUUGUUGCACCGAUAGAGGUCCCAACCAUGGGACAGGAACUCGCACAACUUCCAAUUCAGCAACCAAGCAGUAACUUCUCUAUCAGCAUCAUCUUUGACGAGGAACAACCGCAAUGCGAUCAGCUUUGCAUGCCGUCUUGUACGCCCAAUUGUUUGGAACAGCUUCAUGCUCCGAGCAUAGAAACCAUCAUAGUACCUGCACAGGAGCAGAACAUCCAAUGCGUGCCGGAAUGCAUGCCAGCAUGUGAGCCACAGUGUCAAGCAGCAAUUGUCGCGCCGGCGCCAAUGAUUCAGCACACGACCUGUGUACCUCAAUGUGAACCAGCAUGUGCUCCUUCGUGUACUGAAACAUAUAAGGAAGUGCCAGCAAUCGUGGGCAGUUGUGCCCCUUCAUGCCAACCAGCUUGUGAACCGCAGUGCAUCGAAAUGCAAAUCGAGAUCCCGCUACAGUGUUCGCCUCAGUGUUCUCCUACCUGCGAACCGCAAUGUAUGCAACAAUAUCCAUUGGAAUCACCGAUCGAGCAGGGUCAACAAGCCGUAAUCACGCUCCCGUUGAGUGCAGCUCCAUCCGGACAAUGUGCGUCCGCUUGUCAGCCAACAUGCAACAGCCAAUGUACACAAGACUACCAGUUCGAAAUUAUUCUGCCGCAGAAUGAUGACUGUAUGAUUCCUUGCGGUCAAAGUUGCCUAAAAAGUUGCGAACAACAGAAUCCACAGACUUUGCAAUGUCAGAACGCAUGUCUUGACACGUGCACGACAAGCUGCAUUGAGAGUCCCCUGACGUGUCCCAAUUGCCCGCAACCACUUCGGAUGGAGAUUAUUUUACAGGAACCUAUGGAGGAAACUGUCACCUGCGCAUACACGUGCGCGCAACAGUGUACGGAACAGUGCAGUACUCGAGCAAAUCCGAGUGAAUGUCAGCCAGCCUGUCAAGUAGCUUGCGAAAAAGCAUGUCCACUACAGGUCCAACCGUGUUCCUCCAGCGGUGGUUCGUGUAGCUGUACUAGUGGAUUCUAUGGCUGUGGUAUAGAUCAGUGUUGCAGACGACGGCGAAGACGUUAG